Molecule: messenger RNA, 2211 nt
Organism: Coregonus sp. 'balchen'
Lineage: Eukaryota; Metazoa; Chordata; Actinopteri; Salmoniformes; Salmonidae
Source: the annotation of a GenBank genome assembly
AUGCUGUCUCUAAGCUGUGCAGACCCCUGGCCUGAGGGCUCGGUGGGGCUGGAGGAGGAAGUGGUGACUGCCGCUGCUCAUUCUGAGGAGUUGGACCUGGACGACAGCUCAGCCUCAGCGGGCUGCAGCAGCACUGGGGGCUCUGUCAACCUGGAUGACAGCCUGACAAGCCUGCAGUGGCUGCAGGAGUUCUCUAUCCUCAAUGCCAAUGGGACCCAACAGGCUCCCCUCUCCACCCACCACCAGCCUCACUUCUUUGGCCAUCAGCAGCUGGGCUCCGAGGCCCCCGCUUCCCCUCUGGCUGGUGACCCUGCAUCCAUAGGGAUGCCCCUCACCCCAGGCAAGCCCACAGCAGCAGCCUAUUGUAGGAUGCAGUCCCUGUCAGCCCUCCCUGGCCUGGUGGCCCAUGGUCACUGCCCCGAUGAGGUGGACUACAAGACAAACCCUCAUAUCAAACCACCUUACUCCUACGCCACACUCAUCUGUAUGGCCAUGCAGGCCAGCAAGAAGACCAAGAUCACCCUCUCCUGCAUCUACAAGUGGAUCACUGACAACUUCUGCUAUUUCCGCCAUGCUGACCCCACCUGGCAGGUAAAUGUUGCUAACACACACCACACACACACACACGUGAAAAUGGCUCUAAUAGGAUGCUUCAGACUAGGCCCUGUGAGAGGCUCUCAGUCACGUUCGUAUACCUGACUGUGUCUCGAGCAGCCAGAUAGAGGGCUCUGUGUGUUUUGGAGUGGGGCCAAGCUACAGCUUGUUUUUCUUUAACAGGAACGAGUAAGAGCACUUCUUUUCCCAAAGUCUAUAUAUUGAGAGCUCAGGGCCAUCUGCCACACUCUGAAUAAGCAUUAGUAGCUAUGGUUUAUGGGAAUUAAGAGCUCUCAUGGUACAAAGAUGGCAGCAAAUACUCCCGUAACGUACAAAGAUUGUAGUAAAUACUGCCUUGCUAGCAGGCAUCUUGCUUUAGAAGACUUCAUCCCCCCACAACACACAUUUUAGUGUGUGUGUUUUUAAACCCAUUACAUUCUUUUUCAGAAAUAGCUCCCAGGUUUUCUGCUUGAGCAAUGAGAGGCAAUGGGGGAGUAUGGGGAGGGGCAGCAUAGCAUCAAAAGUGCAGAUUCCCCAUCAAAGGGAAGGAAUUUUCUGGAAAAAGUUUAAUUUGCUGGAUAAAUGAUUAAUUUAGUCGUUAGCCGUACUCCCCAGUUCCAGAAGUUAUACUCAUUUCCUGAGCAUUCUGUUAUUGUAAGCCAGUGCAUGGGGCAGAUAAUAUUUAACAAAGGUCAGCAGGUCACUGAAUGUGUACUGCCAUAUCAACCCUGUCCCCCUCAUGCGCUAUUUCAGAACUCCAUCCGGCACAACCUGUCUCUGAACAAAUGUUUCAUCAAGGUUCCGCGGCAGAAGGACGAGCCAGGGAAGGGGGGCUUCUGGAAGAUCGAUCCCCAGUACGCAGAGCGCCUCCUCAACGGGGCCUAUAAGAAGAGGCGGAUGCCCCCUGUCCAGAUCAACCCUGCCCUGCAGAACAGGCUUAGGGCCAACCCCCAGCCCCUGCCCAGGGGCCUCUGUAACCCCACAGGCAGCCAGAGUGGGCUAUGUGUCAAUCCAGAGGCACAACAGCUCCUCAGAGAGUUUGAAGAGGCCACUGGGGCUGACCAGAACUGGGACCCCUGUCUGGCCGAAGGCACCAUGCUGGGGGCCUGGCCCAUGGGAAAGGGAGGCCCUGGACACAAGAGGAAACACCUGCUGGGCUCCAGGACUGCCAUGGUCAAAGUCCCCCGGCGCUCCAGCUCUCCUUUGCUGUCUGUGGAGGAGCAUAGGGAACUGGGCUCCCUGAAGGGGAACUUUGACUGGGACGCCCUCCUGGAUUCUGCACUGAGCGGGGAGCUGAGUCUGGACGGAGGGGGUCCACUGAGCCCCAUCCCCCAGGAGGAGGACCUGAUGGUGCAGGGGACCCACAUCUGCCCCCUGGAGGCCCCCGCGGGGACAGCAGACAGCAGCCACGUGCUGGCUGAGACCCAGAGGAGCAGCGGAGCAGACUUUGAGGAGACUUUCCUGGCCACAGCGUUCCUGCAGAGCCCCUGGCCAGAGGAAGAGGAGCAGGGAUCUACCAACUUCCUGUGCAGCUCCACAGUCAACCUGGAGCAGCUCUUUGACCUGGGAGACUCCCUCGGAGGGGACCUCAGCAGCAAGAUAGAGUGUCUUCUCUAA